Coccidioides immitis RS is the source of this 429-nucleotide messenger RNA. RefSeq lists its product as uncharacterized. The record is from RefSeq and is a predicted model, not a curated record. The transcript is spliced from 2 exons. NCBI's taxonomy places the organism in Eukaryota, Fungi, Ascomycota, Eurotiomycetes, Onygenales, Onygenaceae. Bases 1 to 429 code for a protein of 142 amino acids.
AUGGCUGGGGCCCAGGAGGAGAAGAAGAAGGUGACCAUCAACACACGGUUGCGAAGAUCGGAGGGACGUGUGCGCAGGGCCGGGCGACAGCUGUCCAUAUCGUUGAGUGGAACAGUGCGCGUCCGUUCCUCCGCCAGUUGCAUGCGAUGUGAAGGCAGAGCUGUCGCCGAGCACGGGCGUGGACUCUACGGCGCACAUCCUUCAGCGGCAGUGUCGACGUCAACCCAGGCCGGAAGAACACGAGGGUGUGUUGAAAGCAGGUUUCGUGAUUGGGCAAUGCUGGCAAAACGAGGUGUUGCAAGGUCAAUCAGGCCCUGUUUGCGCGUUCUCCCGACUAGCGAGUGGGUUGGCGCAUCCAACCGAUCGCGGUCCACUUGCGACGCUUCGGGUUUUGCCUUUUCCGCGCUCUUUCGCCAUCGUUCCGGGUGA